Oncorhynchus tshawytscha (Chinook salmon) is the source of this 3079-nucleotide messenger RNA. RefSeq names its product caveolin 2 (gene cav2). The transcript is spliced from 3 exons. Gene Ontology annotation, cellular component: Golgi apparatus; perinuclear region of cytoplasm; caveola. Gene Ontology annotation, molecular function: molecular adaptor activity; protein kinase binding. Bases 302 to 790 code for a protein of 162 amino acids. NCBI's taxonomy places the organism in Eukaryota, Metazoa, Chordata, Actinopteri, Salmoniformes, Salmonidae. The record is from RefSeq and is a predicted model, not a curated record. Gene Ontology annotation, biological process: positive regulation of MAPK cascade; negative regulation of endothelial cell proliferation; insulin receptor signaling pathway.
UCCAUUACAAUCUUGCAAGAUUGGCCUAGUUCAAUAUAGGCUAGUUCAGAUAACUCGAUUCUAAUCAGACAAAUGUAUAAAUAAAUACAGUGUCAAAGACAAAAAUGUUUGUCCUCUAGUUUAACAUUUCAUGGCGACAUGACUUUUGCUUGUUGUGUCUACUACCCCACAUUGCGCUGCUUUCCGCGCGGGGCGUGGGUCCGUUUCAGAUGCGCACUGCACGGGCACAGUUCUAAAUGCAAAGAGCGCUCCCAGCUUCUGACCAACGACAGCUCUACGCCGCGGUGACUGUCAAGUGAAAAUGGGUCUCGAAAAGGUGAAUUACGAAACGAGCAUUAUCAUGGACGAGGACGAGUUCAACAGAUCAAUCGAACCGAUUCUGUCGAAAAAUGACAAAGUAUAUGCGGCGAUUCCAGACCGAGAUCACAAUGACAUAAAUGCGCACUUAAAGGUUGGUUUUGACGAUGUGAUAGCAGAGCCCAGUUCGAGCCACAGCUUCGACAAAGUAUGGAUAGGAAGUCACGCUGUCUUCGAACUGGUCAAAUAUGGCUUCUACCUAAUAUUGACCACCAUCCUUGCUGUGCCCAUGGCGUUUAUCCUUGGUAUUGUCUUCGGGGUCUUCAGCUGUGUUCAUAUUUGGGUGCUAAUGCCGGUGGUGCGGAGCUGUCUAAUGGUGCUGCCCUCUAUCCAGGUGGUCUGGAGCAGCCUGACAGACAUGCUCGUCACCCCCCUAUUCCACAGUAUGGGCCGGUGUCUGUCAUCAGUUCACGUCAAGACCACAGACAACUGAUAGGGGCUUUCCUUCCCUGUCAUGAAGACGCACAGAGUGGGGAAAGCCGUGGGUCGGAUGAGAGAGACUUAAAAAGGAUUUAUUUAAGGCUCUAACUUUUUUGACAUACGUCUAAGUGGAAAAAUAAGAUAUCCUUUACUCAUAUUUGUGUUGAAAUAUUUAAGCUCUUUAUAAAGCCAACAUCAACACUCCAUAAUAUCUGCUAGAAUUAUGAUAUAAUCAUUUAUAAGAAGGCUAACGGCUACCUGUAAAGUAAUGAUAUGUUUAUAAGUGGUCAUAAAGGUUGAUUGGGGUAAACUUCCCUUAGACAACACCAUGACACCAUCUGGGUAAUAACAUGAUCCAACACAAUCAUUUAUAUCAUGUGGAAUUUCACAAAAGAUUAAUAAUAAGGUUUGAUUUUUAUAGAAGUUAUUGUGUCCAGCUUUAUAAAGGGUUUUUAUGUAUACUGCCAAAAGGACCAUUUUGAAUUUGACCAAAACAAAUUCUUGUCAUUCCAUAGUUCUGAUUCUAAAGAACUGUUUUAAUCAUAUUCGAUCAGAUCAGGGCAACAUGGUUUUUGACGAUAAGGCAUCAUACCAUCCCUGACAGCAGACAUGUAAUAUUUGUGUCGUUUCUGCUUUUUAUGUGAUGUAUAUAUAGCAGAGAAUUCAGCUGGAAAUUGAAUGAAUGAAUUCCUUCAUAUGUUUUCUGUAAUAGAGUGUACAUAGAUCCAAGAUUCUGGGAUGCAGCUUAUUGCAUACUUGAGCAGCCUUAUUUUUCUACUGCUGUGUUGAACUCGCAGUGCUUUGGAUAUAUUUUUGGGCGUUAGCUUUUAUACUAAGGGGCAGUUUCCCGGACAUAGAUCAUAGAUUAAGCCUAGAAAUUCUCUAUUAAGCUUCCUUUUUGUCUCCAUUAUGCUUGCUUUUCUGUGUCCGGGAAACCGUCCCUAAAAAACCUACGGUAAAAACCUAAGACAGUUAUAUACAUUUAAACAAGAAGUGGACUAAAUGUCCAAUAUAAUAUAAAACACGAGUAUUGGCUCUCUAACUUACUAUUUAUAGGCCACGCACAUUUGUCAUGUUUCAUGAUUGUCCAUGUUUUGAUUGAAGUCAUGAAAAAACUGGACAGAACUUGCUGCUUGUGUUCCUUAAGAUAAUGAGGUGAAUACACUCCAGUUAAUUAUAUUGAGUGAAGCCUUGAUACACUUGUCAGGUACAUGGCCUACACACUUAGAAAAACAUAAAAUGUACUAUCUAGAACCUAAAAGAGUUCUUCAGCUGUCCCCAUAAGAGAACCAUUGGAAGAACCCUUUUUGGUACCAGGUAGAACCCUUAUGUGUUCCAUGUAGAACCCUUUCCACAGAGGGUUCUACAUGGAACUCAAAAGGGUUAUAAUUGGAAACAAAAAGGGUGCUCUUAUGGGGACAGUCGAAGAACCCUUUUGGAACCCUUUUUCUAAGAGUGUAGGUGCUGCUGAGCUUGUUUUUAGCAGCUAGUAGUAGCUAGCGUGCAUGCUUUACUUCAAAACCCAACUAUAGAGAGAAUCUCUACAGACAGAUAUCUGACAGAAAUAUCUGGCAGAUGGUGCCACCAGUUUUUCGCAGCUCAUAUCAAUAUUAGGACUCACACAAGACCCUGUGCUUUGUUUCACCUUUUACUGCAGUGUGCUGAAUCAGGGUCACACUGAGUGUUUCUUGGUAGUCUUAAACAAAUCUACUUUGAAACAAAGGUAUACCUCACACAUGUGGUUAUGGGCUUAAAAAAGACACCUGUACCAUGUCAGAUAUAGAGUUGGAAUGUAUUCAUUCAUGGAAUGUAUCCCAUUAUUAGCCUUUACAUACAUCACAGAAGACUAAAAUAUCAACAACAAAAUCAUUUGACGUAGAAACACCGGAUUUUCUGUUAUAAAAUACAUGUAUGUUUAUUCAUUAUGAAAUUAUAAAAAUGAUUAAUAACAUUCCACCCAUGAGGCCACUAGAGGGCAAGUUUGUCAUUUGACUGCAAGAAAGGGACAAUCAAGCGCAGAGGUUCUCUCAGUGACUUCUAAUCAUUCGGCUAUAAAGCAAGACAGUUCACAGACCAUGUCUGUACUUGGCUGAGUUGGUUCUUCUCUACCGAGAGAAAAUUGCAGGUGGGAUUGUAUCGGUGUUGAGUUUGGGCUGGAGUUUUUUUUAAUGAGAUGAAACAAUGUAGUAAAAAUGGAAAACGAUAUGAUUCUAAUUCUGCUCAACAAGUAUUCUUUGAUUUGUGUAAAGUACCAAAAAUGACCCUUUUCUUCACAAAUAAAGAUUCUUAUUUCUAAAAUGUU